AUGAGUAAAUACCACAUCACUUUUCUAGAGCUUAGCGCCAACAAUGCCCCCGUGAAGGCGGAAAUUGAGCACAUCUUCAACCUGCUAGCAAAGUGGUGUGGCGACAAGCCGUGCGUGGACCUGGAAAUCUCAGAUGUCUACUCGCCUGCGGGCGACGCAGACCAGUGCAGCGAGCCCGACCACCGCUUCUCCCUCCUCAACCUCGUCAACAAGGGGAGCAGCCUACCGCCCCUCCCGUGCGUCAGGAGUUUCGUCAUCCGCCACGGCAGCAGCACACCGUGGCACCCAGCCGCCGUCGCGGCGCUCACCUCCAGGAUGACGCGCGCCGAGCGCGUCGAGUGGCAGCUCGGCUGGAACGAGGCCAGGCUGUGGGGCCGCUACUACGCGAUGGACCUCCAGUGGCGUGAGGCGCUCGUGCGCGCCGUCCUGGAGGAGGAGCCCAGCGAUGCCACCACCGCCAUCGCCGCGCCUUCAGUCACGGACUUUGGGUGCGCCGUCAUGUCUCCCCAAGCCGGGGAAAACGAGAGCCUCCCGGACCUGCUGCGCGCGAGCGGCGGCCGGGACCUGGUAGGGCAGGCGGUGCAGCGGCUCUCGCGGGGGUGCGAGAGGCUGGACUACGAGGGCCCCGUCCACGCCUCGUUCUUCGAUCCCGCGCAGGCGGCGCCGGGGGCGUGGGAGAGGCUGCGAGUGAUGAACAUCAAGCUCGACAUGCGGGGGCCACAUGGGAGGUGGUAUUUUGGGUUCGGGGGUGGUGCGCACGACAGCGACGGGCCCCUGGCCGAGAUAAGCAUCCAGAUGCCGCCGGGGUACGGCGCCACGGAACAGGAGCUGGAAGACGCGCUGGUGUUUUACGAGGACCACAUGGGCCAAGACCAAGACGACGACGACGGUGACGUGCGGCCGCCGCGGGACACACCAGCCGGCGCGGAACUGAACCCCCUCCUCGCCAGCUUCGCGCGCGCUUGUGCCCGUCUGCCGAGCCUGGAGGUGGCAUCGCUCGAGGCUGAGUACAGGAAUGACGAGAACUGGCCGUUUGUGUUGACGGUGGCGGCGCCGGGCAAGAUUCUGGGCGGCGACUGGGGCGAGAGAUUCGCCAGGGGAGAUGGGACGUGGCGGUGGUACCUUCAUGCCGAGGGGCAGUGGCGACCGGAUCGGGAGACGAUGGAGGUGUUGGAAAGUUUCGGCCGGGAUGCUGCGCACCGCGCUGGCACAGAUGAGACGGUCGUUGCCUUCUUGCCGUGGGGGACCUUCUAGGGAUCCAAGACCGAGAUUACUGGUUCGGUCGCUGUGUCGUCGUCGUCGUCGUGGUUGCCAGCGGCAACGUGAUGAUAUUCUCGGUGAAGAACACUAUAGUCUGCAGCACGCUGCACACAGGCAACAACUACCUAGUUGUAACGGGUCUUUCCGAACUUAUGAACUGCUUGGGUUUCAAGUCUUUGACUUGGAAUUUUGGUCUUUUAGCCGAGCGGUCUAUUUGCAAGCAGUGAUAGAAACCGUCUCAAUGGUCUUUAAAACACAUUAAAGGGUGUUAGAAGCAUAACUAUUAGAGAUCAACCUACUCUUACCUAUAUUUAUUUAAAUAAAUUAAAAUAAAAAGAGAGCUUCUUUAUACUUUAA
Molecule: messenger RNA, 1617 nt
Organism: Diaporthe batatas
Lineage: Eukaryota; Fungi; Ascomycota; Sordariomycetes; Diaporthales; Diaporthaceae
Exons: 2
Coding region: 1-1254 (417 amino acids)
Source: RefSeq, a predicted model, not a curated record